GCCCUCAUCUCCUGGUGUUGGGUUGCAGGGGCUCAACACAAUGAGGAAAGACUGAAGCUUAUACACACAGAGGAAAGAUUUCUCACAUCUGCACACUUUUCAGAGCCGUACACUUCCGAUCUUUCUCUUCCAGCAGCCAUGACGAUGCACGUCGUGAUGUUGAUGCUGCUGUCCGCAUGCCUCCUUCUGUCCUCCGCGCUUCCUUUUCAGCAGAGAGCAUUCUGGGAUUUUGGGGAAGAUACUGACAUCAGAGAUCUGAUGACAAUGAUGAAGGACCAGGAGGAAGGCUCAGGGUUUGAGGACGUCCAUCUGCCUGGGAUUCCAACGUGUCCAUUUGGGUGUGUGUGUCACCUGAAGGUGGUGCAGUGCUCUGAUCUUGGUUUGAUUUAUGUGCCAUCCAACAUCCCACCUGAUACGCUGCUGUUGGACCUGCAGUGCAACGGCAUCACAGAGAUCAGAGAGGGAGAUUUCAAAGGCCUCAGUAACCUCUAUGCACUAAUUUUGAGGAGUAAUCUGAUCUCUCAAGUUCACCCACAUGCCUUCCUGCCCUUGAAGCGCUUGGAGAAGCUCUACAUUUCCCAUAACCUUCUCACAUCCAUCCCUCGCAACCUACCUGCAUCCCUUGUUGAACUCCGUAUCCAUGACAACCGCAUCCGCAAAGUAGCAGCAGGGACCUUCAGUGCUCUGGGGAACAUGCAUGUGAUUGAAAUGGGCCGUAAUCCAAUCCACAACAGUGGAUUUGAGCCAGGAGCAUUCAAAGGUCUCAAACUGAACUAUCUCCGAAUCUCCGAAGCAAAACUCAGUGGUGUACCAAAAGAUUUGCCAGCAAGUCUCCACGAGCUCCAUUUGGACCAUAAUGAGAUUCAGGCAAUUGAGCUGGAGGACCUAAGCCGAUACAAGCAGCUGCAGAGGCUUGGACUUGGGUCGAAUCAUAUCCUGCAUAUUGAACAUGGUGCGCUUUCUUAUCUUAACAACCUCAGGGAGCUUCAUCUGGACCACAACCGACUCUCUAACAUACCCAGUGGCCUGGCCAACAUGAAAUACCUGCAGGUGAUCUAUCUUCAUUCCAAUAACAUUACCUCAGUGAAGGUGAAUGAUUUUUGUCCAACGGGUUUCGGGGUCAAGAAGGUCUUCUACAACGGCAUCAGUCUGUUCGGGAACCCCAUUGAAUUUUGGGAAAUCCAGCCUGCUACAUUACGCUGCGUCACUGACAGCAUGGCUGUGCAGCUCGGAAACGGAAACAAUAAGAAAUAAAUACCCAGGAC
Molecule: messenger RNA, 1265 nt
Organism: Silurus meridionalis
Lineage: Eukaryota; Metazoa; Chordata; Actinopteri; Siluriformes; Siluridae
Gene: bgna
Product: biglycan a
Exons: 8
Coding region: 139-1254 (371 amino acids)
Molecular function (GO): protein binding
Source: RefSeq, a predicted model, not a curated record